UCUACAGCAACAGAAGAUCCCUACCUUUUUAAGUCCACAGAAGCUCAAAGCUCCACUCUUUCUCAGCAAAAGAGUCCAUGUCAGACAGCUGCAAUUCUCGCCACUUCUCGUGGCUAAUGAAAUCUUGCUUCCCCAAUCCGCAAGACCCCAGCAAAUCUCUCUCGCCAAAUCCCAUUCACCCCAUCGCUAUCUCCUCCAACAUCACCACCACUCUCUGCUCUCUCCCCGAUGACCUCCUCUUAGAAUGCCUCUCCAGGGUCCCCUCCAGCUCCCUCCCUGCUCUCUCCCUUGUCUGCCGCCGCUGGUCUUACCUCCUUCGUUCCCCCGCUUUCCUCUCCCUUCGCCGCCUUCAUAAACUCCUUCACCCCACUGUCUUCGCCUUCUCUGCUUCCGACUCUGGCCUCUUUGCUGCCUCUCUUCGCUUCCAAGAUGAUCGAAUCAACAUCCAUGGACUCGGGAAGGUUGCUUCGUCUAUUCCCUUUCAAAUUGCUUCACUGGAUAAUAUUUCCCAUUCCCGAUUGUCUGCAAUUGGACCCAGAGUCUACAUUAUUGGGCGGAGUGGAUUGCUGUGUUAUGAUACUUGGAGCGGCACUGUUUCACUCAGGUCUUCCAUGAUUUUCCCCAGGAAGAAAUUCGCCAGUGCUGUGGUUUGUGGGAAAAUAUACGUUGCCGGAGGUGGAUCACGGGUAGCGGCGGUUGAGGAGUAUAACCCUGAAAGCGAUACAUGGGCAGUGGUGGCACACGCUCCCAGGAGGAGAUUUGGGUGCAUUGGGGCAGCCGUUGAUGGUGUGUUCUAUGUAAUUGGAGGACUGAAAAUUGGUGCAGUGACCGGAAAUGAAUUCUCACGCUUGGCCGCGGCAGGGGCAGAGGCUCAUGUGUAUGCAAGCUCAAUGGACUUGUACGAUGUGGAGGCAGGUGUAUGGCUGAGGAGCCGAGCGGUUCCCGGCGGUGGGUGUGUGGUGGCAGCAUGUGCAGCAGCAGGGCAUGUUUACAUUCUAGCCAGCCACGCGGUGGAGCUAUCGUUUUGGCGAUUUGACGCUCGUAGACAAGCAAGCGGCGGCGGUGGAUUCGGUGAAUGGUGUCGGAUGAAAAGCCCUCCACUGCCAGCCCAAGUUAGACUAGACAGUAUAGUGAGGUUCAGCUGCGUAGGAGUGGAAGACAAGGUGGUUCUGAUUCAAGUUAACGGUUGCAUUGACGAUUUGUUGAGAAGGAGUGGAAGGAAUAUCAGGGGAUUAAAGGAAGGAUUGAUUUUGGUUUACGAUUCUGGCCGUGGCGAGUGGAGUAGAGGCCCAGAUCUGCCGGGAGUGAUUCGACGCGCCGCUUGUGUGACUGUGGAAUGCUGAGGGAACGCAAUUAUGACUAACGUGCGCCGAGAAUCAGGUGCAUGUUAGGGAAAGCUUGCGUUACGCUGGCUAACGUACGCAAGUAGAUGUCGUUUCGGUAGCAGACAAAAUUAUCAAUGUAACAUGUGUUUGAUUGCCAUUUACGAUAAAGCUAAAGCGACGCCUGGGGGCACAUAUAUUCUGAUUUUUUAAAAAUCAAAUUAAAAAUGGUCUUUUUUUUUU
Manihot esculenta (cassava) is the source of this 1565-nucleotide messenger RNA. Its product is annotated as F-box/kelch-repeat protein At5g26960. Gene Ontology annotation, molecular function: protein binding. The record is from RefSeq and is a predicted model, not a curated record. The coding region runs from base 78 to 1343 and encodes 421 amino acids. The transcript has a single exon. NCBI's taxonomy places the organism in Eukaryota, Viridiplantae, Streptophyta, Magnoliopsida, Malpighiales, Euphorbiaceae.